AUGUAUUUCACAUACGCUGCUGCUGCUGCGCUCUCUGCAGUGCUUCCUCUCGCCGCUGCGCAGACCUACACCGACUGCAACCCCCUCGAAAAGACUUGCCCUGCUGAUACGGCCCUGAGCUCCUCUACUUUUUCUUCCGACUUCACCCAGGGCGAAUCUUCCUUCGCUGGAUGGACUGCCACUGCUAACAACGUCACCUUUGAUGAGAAUGGUGCUGCGUUCACUAUCAACCAGAGGGGCCAAGCUCCCACCAUUCAGACCAACUUCUACUUCUUCUUUGGCAGAGCUGAAGUUGUCAUGAAGGCUGCCAGCGGUACUGGUAUCGUCAGCAGUAUUGUCUUGGAGUCGGACGACCUGGAUGAGGUUGACUGGGAAGCUCUGGGCGGUGACACUACCCAGAUUGAGACCAACUACUUCGGCAAGGGUGACACUACCACCUAUGACCGUGCUACCUGGGUUGGAAUCUCUUCUCCUCAGGAGAACUGGCACACUUACACCGUCGACUGGACCGAGACUGCUCUGAACUGGUACGUCGAUGGCAACCUGGUCCGUACUCUGGCCUACAACGACGCCUCCAGCGGCACUCGCUUCCCCCAGACCCCCAUGAACCUGAGAAUCGGUAUCUGGGCCGGUGGUGACUCCGACAACGCCGCUGGAACCAUUGAAUGGGCUGGUGGUGAGACCGACUACAGCCAGGCUCCUUUCACCAUGUACGUCAAGUCUGUUUCGAUCACCAACAACAACCCUGGCUGCAGCUACACCUACGGUGACAAGACCGGUAGCUACAGCAGCAUUGUUGUGAACAAGGACGGCUGCGACGUCACUGGUGGAGCCUCCUCCUCUGCUGCUGCCUCUUCCUCCACCUCCGCCGCUGCCUCUUCUGCCUCCUCCGCUGGUUCCUCUGCCUCCUCUGCCUCGGGCGCCGGUUCUUCCACUGGCUCCUCCACUGGUGCUUCCGUCAGUGCCAGCGCUACCGGUGGUGUCAUUGGUAACAGCGCCGGAGUUGGUGCCCUUGUCUCGGCUGCUGCUGCUUCCACUCCCGCUGCCGCUGCUUCCUCCGGUGUGGUUGGUGGCGGUGCUGGCGGUGCUGGUGCUGCCGCCUCCUCUUCCGCCGCUGCCGCUUCUUCCUCCGCUGCGGCUGCCGCCUCCGCCUCUGCCAGCGGUCUCUUCACCGGUGCCGCCUCCACCGUCACCACUUCCGUGGGCGCCAUGCUCCUCGGUGUCUUCUCCGCUAUGCUGUGCUUGUAA
Messenger RNA from Aspergillus japonicus CBS 114.51, 1248 nucleotides. RefSeq names its product glycoside hydrolase family 16 protein. The record is from RefSeq and is a predicted model, not a curated record. Lineage: Eukaryota; Fungi; Ascomycota; Eurotiomycetes; Eurotiales; Aspergillaceae. Bases 1 to 1248 code for a protein of 415 amino acids. Gene Ontology annotation, cellular component: fungal-type cell wall. Gene Ontology annotation, biological process: carbohydrate metabolic process; fungal-type cell wall organization. Gene Ontology annotation, molecular function: glycosyltransferase activity; hydrolase activity, hydrolyzing O-glycosyl compounds. The transcript is spliced from 3 exons.